Molecule: messenger RNA, 2328 nt
Organism: Drosophila bipectinata
Lineage: Eukaryota; Metazoa; Arthropoda; Insecta; Diptera; Drosophilidae
Product: trichohyalin
Source: RefSeq, a predicted model, not a curated record
CUUCCAUCAGUACCAUUUCAGUUCCCCGACAGUAGGCUACGGGUGGAGACGUCAUUGGGUUUCCACUUUAUAGCUGGCAUUUGCAAACAAAACUUAAAAUCACACACAUGAAAAAAUCUCUUUCGUCAGUCAACAAACCAAAAAACCUUUAGGACGCUGCUAAAUUUUCAAGUGAAGCCAAAAGUAAAUCCCAGUAAAAACCGUAAUACCGUAUAAACCGAGCCGGAAAAUAAGAAUUGACGGUGCAGGGACUAACUAUGUCGUAUCAGAUCAAAUCCACGCCGUAUUUCCGGCGCAUGUUCAACAACAGCAAGAAGAACGGGCAGCUGCAGAGAUUGCGGGAGGAGUACGAACGGAUCCAGGAGUUCAAUGACCGCACCAUCGAGCUCAAGAUGCGCCAGGUGCGACUGAAGCGUCUCUUCAGGGAGAUCGAGGAUAUCAAGGACGGCGGAGCUGGUGGUGGUAACAACAACGGCAACAAUGUCGGCAAUAUGGGCGGUGGAGCAGGCGGUGCUGCCAUCGGGCAGUCGGGGCAGGGGCAUGCCCGAGAUCGCUCCCGCGGCGGCUCCUGUUCCAGUGCCAGGGUGCGAGUCAUGCGGCGUCGCCACCUCAGAACGAUGGCGGUGUCAACGCCGGAGCAGAGACGUCACCACCAACGGGUGGAGGCCCUGACCCGAGCCCGGGAGCUGGGCAAGGAGAUAUCGCGCCGGAACGCCGAGAUAGCGGAGACCGGAGGCGGGGGGUACCUGCGCAACGAAUUGCGCGUCACCGCCAAGAUGCAGGCGGUGCAGGACGCCCGCCGGGAGGCAGUGGAGCGGAGGGAGCGGGCGGCCAAGCGGAUCAGCUACGGGAACGAUCAGUCCCGCCAGAAUCUGCUGCGCCAGCUCCAGGUGCGCCAGAAGCGCCUAAUGGGUGGUCAAUCACCGAUGCGUCUGGUCCAGCAGACAGCGCGUCCGGCACAGGUGGGACCCAGUCGGGCUCAUACUCACAUCCACCAAGGCCAUGUUCAAAGCCUUAGUCAUGGGCAGCUGACGGUACCGCGUCCGAGUCGCCAGAAGCACAGUUCGCCCAGGUAUCUCAACCGAUACCCGGACUUCCGCCAGUUGACGGACAGCCAGCUGGACUUCCUGGCCAGCCAGGCGAGGGAGGAGCAGCAGCUACGUGUCCGGCGCGAAAACAACGCCACCUACAAUAAAGCCCACUGCGAAGAAGUCGAGGAGGAAGACUUCAACACGGAAGAGCUGGCCGAGCUGGGGCUAGAGGAAGAGCGCCUGCGCCGGGAGAUGAACUACUCAGAGGAGGAACGCCUCCAACGACACCGGGAAUACUCUGACGACCGGCGGCGCCAAAGACAGACGAGUGACGAGCCGACCGAUCUUGAUGGGGAGGAGGAGAGUCAGGAGGAGGACCCCAACGACGAUGGUCGUGAGGAAGUGAGCGGGGAGCUACCGCUCAACGGGAAGCGGGUACGUAAGACGGCUCUGGAGCAGGAGUUGCAGCUCCGACAACAGGUCCAGCAGGAGGACGAGGCCGAGGAGGCGGAGGAGCAGCGACGACGCAUGCACCUGCGCGAGGAGACCUCACCCCUGCGGAUGGCCCGCUUCUCGCUUAGCUCCACCACCACCACGGCCACGACAACCACACCUAGAUGCGUCCAGGCACCACAACGCGGUGACGAUCCCUCCGAUGACUAUGAAAUGGUUACGGCGGCCUCCCAUUCCGCCACCAUAGCCGCCCACCAGCCCACUUGUUUUGUGCCGCCGAACGCAGACAUCGAUACCGAUGACGAGGACAAGAAAGACGAGGAGCAGAAAGGAGAGUAUCGUUUAAAGAAAGACGCUGGGGUGGAUCCCAUGCCGUCGGUGAACCACUGGCGAAAGAUUUCCCUAAUGAUGCCCUUUAUGAGUAGCAAGUCCAGGACCAGAACCGCGCCCACCGUAAUCGAGCACCUCGACGAUGCUGCACCCAACGUGUCCGGCAUUUCCUAUCACGGUAUGGAGAUCCACCAGCAACAGAGCCUGUUUCAGCGCCAGCAGGAUCAGCCCCAGUAUCAUGUACAGCAGCCCCAGCGCCAGGCUACAGUUUACCGGGCGCCACACAGCGAGUAUUUAAUGUCCACCAUCCAGUGCGUGGAUGCAGUGGAGCUUUAAAAGGGAUCCCCAACAGCAUCCCCCUACCCUUCCUAUGGAACAGAGAUCCUGGAUCGCCACAGUCACCUGCCCAAUCUCCGCCAGCAUGGGACUGGCAGCAGAUUUACGAAAAAAGAUCGAGUCAAAGGCAAAAAAAUUAAAUUUUUUUGUUUAAUAAAUUGGUAGUAUUGAAUAGAUA